Molecule: messenger RNA, 3887 nt
Organism: Nematostella vectensis (starlet sea anemone)
Lineage: Eukaryota; Metazoa; Cnidaria; Anthozoa; Actiniaria; Edwardsiidae
Product: endoribonuclease ZC3H12A
Exons: 4
Coding region: 188-2095 (635 amino acids)
Cellular component (GO): nucleus; cytoplasmic ribonucleoprotein granule
Molecular function (GO): metal ion binding; mRNA binding; RNA endonuclease activity
Source: RefSeq, a predicted model, not a curated record
CAACAAACGCACAUCCAAUCGAGAUACGUGCUCUGUAACGAGACGGCGUUAAUUACUUCGGUCUUACAACUUCCUGGUUUCAAACGCUCUCAAACGAUGAAUCUGUGAGGAUACUAGGAAAAUUUCUCCUGUAUUAAUCCUUAUAAUAUCAAGAAAUUUGCGGUUGAACGUGCAACAGUACUUUAAUAUGGCGGAUACUAUACAAGACGAAAUAGCCGUGCAAAAUGACAAGAAGAGUAUGGUCGCACAAACCUCAGAGAGGAUACGAAUGUUGUUCAAUGUUAAUGUGACUUUCAGCCAUCCCGAGACUAGUGGAUAUCAAUGGGUACAGCUGAAAGGGUCUAAAGAUGGAGUACUAAAGGCAAAGGAAUACAUAAAAUCGUUGUGCAACCCAGAGAUUCAAGGGACAAAAGUGGAAUUUGAUGAGAGAUUCUAUGACGCUAUACACGAAUAUAGUCGACAUGUGGAGAAGAAUUCUUGUGCGAUUGUAAUGUUUUCAGCGAAAAACGAAGCUCUAAUUCAAGGAAGCGCCAUGGCCGUCGCUAUUGCAAGCUCAUCUAUAGAGGAACGACUCAACGAGCUAAAAGCUGGAUUACAACAUUCAUUCCAGGACCGUUCAAAUAACCAAAGAACUGGCAACGUAUCUAGCAGUAGAACUUACGCCAACUCUCAGUCUAACAUACAGACUGGGCCCUAUAUUGACCCAUCUUUGGAGGAAUUUGCAAUGAAACUUGGUUAUACAAAGGAGGACAUUUACCAGGUUGUGCGAAAACAGGGCAAAGAAGUUGACCAGAACACAUUACUUCACGAACUGAUCAAAGUUAGUGCACCAGGAAGACCAAGACAACAGGAGAAUCCACCCCAAACACUUCCUCCAGGUCCAGCGCCUUUGCCAGUACCUACAAGGCGUGGGGACAUAGUUGCACGUGGUGCACCUUCUAUGUCGCAACUGGCAGACAGGGGUGUUAUCCCAGAUACAAGCAUUGUCUUUCCCAAGGGUGCAAAUAUGUUGGCUGAAAGGCCUCCAGAGGAGGAAGCCAAGAUCUACCAUGAUGUUGUAGGGCCGAAGGAAUCUUCCUUGGAUACUGAGCUACGUCAUAUAGUCAUUGAUGGCAGUAAUGUUGCGAUGAGUCAUGGCAACCAGCAAUGCUUUUCCUGCCAAGGAAUUAAGCUCUGUGUGGAGUGGUUUAAAAAACGGGGACACAAAGAGAUCACUGUGUUUGUACCACAAUGGAGGAAGGAGGCUCCUAGAAUUGAUACUCCAAUGGAGGACCAGGACAUACUAUUAGAACUUGAAAGACAACGGCAUGUUGUGUUCACGCCAUCCAGAAGAGUAAAUGGCAGGCGGAUAGUCUGUUACGAUGACAGGUUUAUUCUACGACUGGCAUCAGAGAUUGAUGGGAUCAUAGUAUCGAAUGAUAACUUUAGAGACUUGUUUGAUGAAAAUCCAAAAUGGCAAGAGGUCAUUGAGCAUAGGAUUCUUAUGUACUCUUUUGUUGGAGACAUAUUCAUGGUCCCUGAUGACCCUCUUGGCCGGCAUGGCCCCACCCUAAAUGACUUCCUAAGAAAAGGGUCUGUUAGCCAUCCACGAAUAUGCCCCUAUCUGAAGCGGUGUACAUAUGGAUUGCGGUGUAAGUUCUACCACCCUGAACGGGACCCUGGGAGACAGGAAAAGCAGGAGUUGCGGCAAGUGACGUCAUCCAUCUCUCAGGGGAGGUACUUGAGGGAAACACCUCAAGGGAAUGGGGGAAUGCUACAAACACAAGAUUCCCAACAUAAGGCUCGAGCAGCCCCCAGAAAUGGAGGUCCCCAAUAUACUACCAGCCCAUAUGGACAACUUAACAUGCAGUAUAGUGCUGCACUGUCUCACAGGCAGGCAUUAACGAUGCGGGAUAAUGGACGUGACAUGGAGAGACACACCAAGUCAUCAGCAACAAGGACUAAUUACGACCAGACUGAUGGGAUGAAUAGUGAACUCUUCAACGAACUUAUAACCAUUUUCCCAGAUAAUGAGGAGGCGAUAUUGAAAAUAAUGCGCGAGAAUCCAAAUGCUGACAAGCAGCUACUGGCUAAUCUUGUUGCCUCUUGUGUGUGAGUUAAGUGGCAUUCAUGGGUGAGCUUGGAUUGCUAGAUGCAUGCAAAAAAAUUUAUAAUGGUGGACUCAUUGAUUACGGUACAAUUUAAAAAAAUAAUAAUAAUUUCACUGGCUGAAAUUUGAUGUUUAGCUAGUGCCUCAACAGUCAAGAGUUUACAAGCCAGACAUUAAACAAAAAUUUUCAAAAUACAGAGUACUACAGUAUGAGACCAAUUGAAAGGAUUGAGAUAUCCAGACUCAAGGACAACAAUGUUUUGAAUGUAUUUGUUACUUACGUUAUUCACUAUCAAAAUCUACUCUAACUCAAAGUGGAAAUCGCAUUAGUUUACUACUGGUGGCCUGGCAGAAACCUCAACCAAAAGGAGUCUUUUGCUCCGACGAAGGGCUAAAGCUCGAAACGUCAGCGCAAGCACUCUGUUUCACAGAGGCGUUUUACAUACCUUUUCAUCACUCUGUUUCACAGAGGCGUUUAACAUACCUUUUCACCUUGUGUUGAUUCAUACCUUGUCUACACCACACCUACACAGACCAUCUAGUUUUUCUACAGCUUGUCUGUAGUCUUUCUAGUUAUACUAUUAGAAUCCUCCCUAUCUUAUAGGCCAUCUGCUAUUAGUUGCUUUUAGGAGCCUUUCAUUAGUUGCAUCCUUAAUGAAGGCUCCAAUAGCCAAAUUGCUUGUACAAUUUUGGAAGAUUUUUUGUGUUUUCUGUUAGAAAUCAUUAAAGAUCGUUAUGUUUUUUUACCAGAAGUCAACUGUCCGAUCGCCACUUUAAGUAGAGUAGACAUUGAUAAUGAGUAAUGUAAGUUGUUUCUUAACACUAACAAAGAAGGCAUGAGGGCUGGGGGGAGGGGGAAAAAUUGAUCUUUUGUGGACUAAAAGUUUUGUGCUUCAAGAAAAUACGGUUUAAAGUUUUGAUAAAUCCCUGUUGUUAUACUCAAAGAAGUAUAGUGAAAUGUUUCUUUCUAUGAGAGAGUGCAAUUAUUAGAUAAGUAAUUAAUGUUAGUUUGUGUUAAAAGAAUUUGUUCGAUUUUUACUUUAACUGUUUUUCUCCUAAAAAACCCAUGUGGGUUGUGCAUUGAUAGUAAUAUUUGUCAGCUUGCUUGUAAUUAUUUUUGUGAUGUUUUUUUCUAUGGAAUAGCGUUCGUAUUUUUACCAUCUUUUUGGCUGUCAGCUAAUAGACACUUUAUUGUCUGAUAUAGCCAGUAGUUUAGUCCCUCCUGUUUUUAUGUCAGGACAUCAGGAGCUUGAACCCUAAAAUUAAACAUUUUUCUGCUAAAUUCAAAUUGAAUUUUAGCAAUGAUAAAUAUUGUCUUCUGUACACCUUUGGUCUAGGGGAAAGGAUUAAAUAAAUAACUUUUGUUGUGUAUUGUACAUUGGAAAAACAGCGAACAUAGCAACUUAUUCAGCACCAACAAACAAAAAAAACAGAUAUUUUUUUUUCAGAAAGGAAUUAGUUGAGUUUAUUUCUUUGUCAUUCUCUGAUGUGACGGGUGCAGUCAUUUCUUAUUUUUUUGUUUGAUCAUUUUGUUUUGAAUUUGCCACCCAAAAAGGUCAUGUGAUCUCUUAGUGCAAGUCCCCCUUUUACCCUUUCACCAUGUUUUUGGCUUGAAAAUCUCUUUUAGGGCAGUUUAAAGAAUGCUUUCUUCUAAUUUGUGCAAAUUAUUGAUAUAUUUUUUUCACAAAAGUGAAAAUACAUAAGAUUGCAUGUACAAAGUCAAGAGUAUCCUAUAUGUAGAACAAAACACAUAUUAGGGAUAGUUUUGCAAAUGAGAAAUAAAGUUUAAAUAUUUGCA